Homo sapiens (human) is the source of this 4371-nucleotide messenger RNA. It is a transcript of the gene SLC28A2, whose product is annotated as solute carrier family 28 member 2. Gene Ontology annotation, biological process: pyrimidine nucleobase transport; nucleoside transmembrane transport. Gene Ontology annotation, molecular function: nucleoside transmembrane transporter activity. The transcript is spliced from 18 exons. Gene Ontology annotation, cellular component: membrane; apicolateral plasma membrane. Lineage: Eukaryota; Metazoa; Chordata; Mammalia; Primates; Hominidae. The record is from RefSeq and is marked validated. Bases 62 to 2038 code for a protein of 658 amino acids.
AGUCCUUCACUGAGGAGCCAGAGGGAAUCAAUUCCACAAGCUGGGUUGAGGAGAACAGGAGAUGGAGAAAGCAAGUGGAAGACAGUCCAUUGCUCUGUCCACAGUGGAGACUGGCACAGUGAACCCGGGGCUGGAGCUCAUGGAAAAAGAAGUAGAGCCUGAGGGAAGCAAGAGGACUGACGCACAAGGACACAGCCUGGGGGAUGGACUGGGCCCUUCCACUUACCAGAGGAGGAGUCGGUGGCCUUUCAGCAAAGCAAGAAGUUUCUGCAAAACACACGCCAGCUUGUUCAAGAAGAUCCUGUUGGGCCUGUUGUGUUUGGCCUAUGCUGCCUAUCUCCUGGCAGCUUGCAUCUUGAAUUUCCAGAGGGCACUGGCCUUGUUUGUCAUCACCUGCUUGGUGAUCUUUGUCCUGGUUCACUCGUUUUUGAAAAAGCUCCUGGGCAAAAAAUUAACAAGAUGUCUGAAGCCCUUUGAAAACUCCCGCCUGAGGCUUUGGACGAAAUGGGUGUUUGCAGGAGUCUCCUUGGUUGGCCUUAUACUGUGGUUGGCUUUAGACACAGCCCAAAGGCCAGAGCAGCUGAUCCCCUUUGCAGGAAUCUGCAUGUUCAUCCUUAUCCUCUUUGCCUGCUCCAAACACCACAGCGCAGUGUCCUGGAGGACAGUGUUUUCGGGCCUAGGUCUUCAAUUUGUCUUUGGGAUCUUGGUCAUCAGAACUGAUCUUGGAUAUACUGUAUUUCAGUGGCUGGGAGAGCAGGUCCAGAUUUUCCUGAACUACACUGUGGCCGGCUCCAGUUUUGUCUUUGGGGAUACACUGGUCAAGGAUGUCUUUGCUUUUCAGGCCUUACCAAUCAUCAUUUUCUUUGGAUGUGUGGUGUCCAUUCUCUACUACCUGGGCCUUGUGCAAUGGGUAGUUCAGAAGGUCGCCUGGUUUUUACAAAUCACUAUGGGCACCACUGCUACAGAGACCCUGGCUGUGGCAGGAAACAUCUUUGUGGGUAUGACAGAGGCACCUCUGCUCAUCCGUCCCUACCUUGGGGACAUGACACUCUCUGAAAUCCAUGCGGUGAUGACUGGAGGGUUUGCCACCAUUUCUGGCACUGUGCUGGGAGCCUUCAUAGCCUUUGGGGUUGAUGCAUCAUCCCUGAUUUCUGCCUCUGUGAUGGCCGCCCCUUGUGCUCUCGCCUCAUCAAAGCUAGCGUAUCCGGAAGUGGAGGAGUCCAAGUUCAAGAGUGAGGAGGGGGUAAAGCUGCCCCGUGGGAAGGAGAGGAAUGUCCUGGAAGCUGCCAGCAACGGAGCCGUAGAUGCCAUAGGCCUUGCUACUAAUGUAGCAGCCAACCUGAUUGCCUUUUUGGCUGUGUUGGCCUUCAUCAAUGCUGCCCUCUCCUGGCUGGGGGAAUUGGUGGACAUACAGGGGCUCACUUUCCAGGUCAUCUGCUCCUAUCUCCUAAGGCCCAUGGUUUUCAUGAUGGGUGUAGAGUGGACAGACUGUCCAAUGGUGGCUGAGAUGGUGGGAAUCAAGUUCUUCAUAAAUGAGUUUGUGGCUUAUCAGCAACUGUCUCAAUACAAGAACAAACGUCUCUCUGGAAUGGAGGAGUGGAUUGAGGGAGAGAAACAGUGGAUUUCUGUGAGAGCUGAAAUCAUUACAACAUUUUCACUCUGUGGAUUUGCCAAUCUUAGUUCCAUAGGAAUCACACUUGGAGGCUUGACAUCAAUAGUACCUCACCGGAAGAGUGACUUGUCCAAGGUUGUGGUCAGGGCCCUCUUCACAGGGGCCUGUGUAUCCCUUAUCAGUGCCUGUAUGGCAGGAAUCCUCUAUGUCCCCAGGGGAGCUGAAGCUGACUGUGUCUCCUUCCCAAACACAAGUUUCACCAAUAGAACCUAUGAGACCUACAUGUGCUGCAGAGGGCUCUUUCAGAGUACUUCUCUGAAUGGCACCAACCCUCCUUCUUUUUCUGGUCCCUGGGAAGAUAAGGAGUUCAGUGCUAUGGCCCUUACUAACUGCUGUGGAUUCUACAACAAUACCGUCUGUGCCUAAGGCUGCUUGAUCUAUUUCUAUAACAGUUUUGAUCUUAAAAGCUUUGUGAUUGCAAAGGUGUUUAUGUACUCAGGGUGCCCACAACUCACUCACCAAGAUGUUUAACAGUAAGUAACAGUAAAUGUAAAAGAUUCAUUUUGGGCCGGGCUCAGUGGCUCAUGCCUGUAAUCCCAGCACUUUGGGAGGCCGAGGCGGGCGGAUCACAAGGUCAGGAGAUCGAGACCAUCCUGGCUAACACAGUGAAACCCCGUCUCUACUAAAAAUACAAAAAAUUAGCCGGGAGUGGUGUCGGGCGACUGUAGUCCCAGCUACUCGCGAGGCUGAGGCAGGAGAAUGGCGUGAAUCCGGGAGGCGGAGCUUGCAGCGAGCCAAGAUCGCGCCACUGCACUCCAGCCUGGGUGACAGAGCGAGACUCUGUCUCAAAAAAAAAAAAAAAAAAAAAGAUUCAUUUUGGUUCGCUGUAUCCCAAUAACGAAAAAUAGCUUUUGUUUUUCCAUUAUUUGGCUGAACCAAAAAAUGGCAUUCCUCAUGGGCCCUGCCUGAACUUUCAUUUGAAAAAAUAAGUAUUACUGUCCAACAAUGAUAGACUGGAUUAAGAAAAUGUGGCACAUAUACACCAUGGAAUACUAUGCAGCCAUAAAAAAUGAUGAGCUCAUGUCCUUUGCAGGGACAUGGAUGAAAUUGGAAAUCAUCAUUCUCAGUAAACUAUCGCAAGGACAAAAAACCAAACACCACAUGUUCUCACUCAUAGAUGGGAAUUGAACAAUGAGAACACAUGGACACAGGAAGGGGAACAUCACACUCUGGGGACUGUUGUGGGGUGAGGGGAAGGGGGAGGGAUAGCAUUAGGAGAUAUACCUAAUGCUAAAUGACGAGUUAAUGGGUGCAGCACACUAGCAUGGCACAUGUAUACAUAUGUAACUAACCUGCAUAUUGUGCACAUGUACCCUAAAACUUAAAGUAUAAUAAUAAUAAUAAAAGAAAAAACUUCAUAAAAUAAAGUGAAGCACCCACCAAAAAAUAAAAUAAAUAAAAUAAAUAAAUAAAAGAAAAAAUAAGUAUUACUAUGUCAAAAAAGUCUUACAAAUCAUGCUUCUAGUUGCCAUCUUAAAAAUUAUGUGAUGCAGUGUGCUAUAAAUGUGAUUUAGUAUGUAAUUUGCCUGGGACGGGGGAGAAGCUACAUUUAUUGGCAUUGUGGAUGAGCUGGAUUUAUAUUACUGAUGUUACCUUUGAAAGGUAUAUGAAUAUUUAAUGAUAAGAUUUUUCUGGUUGUCAAACAUUUGUAAAUCUGCAAACUUCUUAACAACAUUACACAGUAAACAAAAAAUACUUCCUGUAUACUAAGGAAGACUUCUAAGGAAUAUCCAUUUCUUAAAGGCCAUUACUUUGUUGUAGUAUUCUGCUUUAGUGCUAGCCACAUUUGCUCCAAGUUUAUGGGGAAGCCUUUAAAACAGUAAUUUUCAGUGGGAAGGGGCCAAUUUUGCUUUUCAGAGGACAUCUGACAGUGUGUCUCCAGACAUUAUUGGUGAUUAAAGUGGGAGGAUGCUACUGACAUCUAGUGAGUAGAGGCCAAUAUUGCUACUAAAAUUCCUAUAACCAAAGGUCAGCUCUCCCACAACGAAGAAUUACCUGGUCCCAAACGUCAAUUGUGCUGAGACUCAGAAACUCUGAUUCAAAAUAUUUUAGAUAUUUAUUAUAUUUAAUAUUAUUUAUUAUAUUAAUAUUAUAGCCUUAAGGAAGGGUUUCAAAAGGAUACAGGAGUUCCUCAAAAAGUUAAACACAGAAUUACCAUAGAGCCCCACAAUUCCACUCCUACAUACACAUUCAAAAGAAUCAAAACUAAGUUCUCAAACAAGUACAUGUACAUGCAUGUUCACAGUAGCACUAUUCAAAAUAGCCAAAAAUUGGAAACAGUCUAAAUGUCCAUCAAUGGAUAAAUUGUGUUACAUACACACAAUGGAAUUUUAUUCACCCAUUAAAAAAAGAAGUACUGAUUUAUGCUAUGUAGAGGCACCCCGAAAACAUGCUAAACGAAAGAAGCUAGACACAAAAGUCUUAUUAUUGCAUGAUUCCAUUUAGAUGAAAUAUUCAGAAUAUAUAAAUCCAUAGAGACAGAAGGGAGAUGGUGGUUGCCAGGGCCUGGGGAAGGAGGGAUUAGAGAGUGACUCCUUAACGAGUUUGGGGUUUUCCUUUGGGGUGAUGGGAAUGUUUUGGAACGAGAUAGAGGUGGUGGUUGUGCAACAUUGUGAAUAUUAUGUCACUGAAUUGUUCACUUUAAAAUGGCUGUUUAUGUUAUGUGAAUUUCACCUCAAUAAAAAAAAUUUUUAGAAGGA